GGCUACUCUCAAAUUCACAACCUAUAAUCACUCUCCAAGAUUGCACAAUAAUCCCAUUCAAAUAGAAGCACAAUUUUGCAUACAGAACCGACACAAAUUAUUUUAAGUAAACUCCAUUGCCAUUUUCUUGAUAAUUCUAAAAUGGCCACUGUAACGACGCAAACCUCCGCCGCCGUCUUCCGUCCAUCCGCCUCUAAGACAAGGUUCCUUGGUGGAUCAUCCGGUAAACUAAACAGAGAGGUGUCUUUUAAACCAUCAACUUUAUCUUACAAUUCAUUUAAAGUCGAAGCCAAGAAAGGUGAAUGGCUUCCAGGCUUAACCUCUCCUACUUACCUUAAUGGAAGUCUUGCUGGUGACAAUGGCUUUGAUCCUUUGGGACUCGCGGAGGACCCAGAGAACUUGAAAUGGUUCGUUCAGGCCGAGCUAGUGAACGGUCGAUGGGCUAUGUUGGGUGUUGCAGGGAUGUUACUGCCUGAGGUUUUCACGAACCUCGGCCUCCUUAACGUACCAAAAUGGUACGAUGCUGGAAAAUCUGACUACUUUGCAUCUUCUUCAACACUGUUCGUGAUCGAGUUCAUCUUGUUCCACUACGUUGAAAUUCGACGUUGGCAAGACAUUAAGAACCCUGGAAGUGUGAACCAAGAUCCUAUUUUCAAGAGCUACAGCUUGCCUCCUAAUGAAGUUGGAUACCCAGGUGGCAUUUUCAACCCACUCAACUUUGCACCCACUUUGGAGGCUAAGGAGAAGGAAAUUGCUAAUGGGAGAUUGGCAAUGUUAGCAUUUUUGGGAUUUAUAGUGCAGCACAAUGUGACAGGAAAAGGUCCAUUUGACAACUUGUUGCAGCACAUCUCCGACCCAUGGCACAAUACCAUUAUCCAAACAUUUUCCUACUAGAAAAUUAACCUACCUUGUGAUUAUGAGUUAGUAAUUUUUUUUUAUGGAACUACAAAAACAGAGAGAUUUAUUGUAAACAAUGGAACUCUACUGUACAGAUCAACUAGAAUUGUAUUUCUCAUUCAUUUAUAGUACUACUACUAUCAUAUUUCUUGAAA
Messenger RNA from Solanum dulcamara, 1052 nucleotides. RefSeq names its product chlorophyll a-b binding protein 4, chloroplastic-like. The record is from RefSeq and is a predicted model, not a curated record. Gene Ontology annotation, cellular component: membrane. The transcript is spliced from 3 exons. Gene Ontology annotation, biological process: response to light stimulus; photosynthesis, light harvesting in photosystem I. Bases 142 to 894 code for a protein of 250 amino acids. Lineage: Eukaryota; Viridiplantae; Streptophyta; Magnoliopsida; Solanales; Solanaceae.